Molecule: messenger RNA, 1785 nt
Organism: Leguminivora glycinivorella
Lineage: Eukaryota; Metazoa; Arthropoda; Insecta; Lepidoptera; Tortricidae
Exons: 4
Coding region: 335-1114 (259 amino acids)
Biological process (GO): regulation of transcription by RNA polymerase II
Molecular function (GO): DNA-binding transcription factor activity, RNA polymerase II-specific; RNA polymerase II cis-regulatory region sequence-specific DNA binding; protein dimerization activity
Source: RefSeq, a predicted model, not a curated record
GGUCCCAGUCUCAGCUCGUGCUAGAUAUGUGGUGUGCAUAUAACUAGCGCAAAGUACUAUGCUGUGAAAACUAUUUUCCUUUAAAAAACGCUAUAGGUGACAAUCCACCUUUUCAUAAUGCAAACAUAUUAACAAGGAAUUCCCCCUUAAGCCUCUUCAACAUAUUUCAAGCUCUCCGAUUGGUCAGCAGCCGCCCCGCCCUCGACCAAUCACAGCGUGACUUUGCAACCCCUUGAAGUGGCAUUUUUUAUCAGUCUAGAGUUGACUGUAGCUGGGAGCGCUCAUGUUUUGAGUUGUGUGGAGUUUAGUGGAGUGUGGUGAAUUAUCAGUUUUUAUGCCAACCGUGACGAAGAGUGGUUUAUUAACAGCGAACCAGAACGCAAUGGCGUCGGACCAAGAAUCGUGCUCCGACGAAGAACCAGAUAGUGAAAUGCUGAGCGACGAUCUCUGUCUACCUGAUAGCGACGAUGAUCGACAGAACCUCCCUGUCCAGAGUCUGCACGAAGACCUGCCGCCACUCAACUCCUGUUUACUCCGACCUCCUCGCAAACUCUUCACAAACUGCCGAGAACGUUGGCGUCAGCAAAAUGUCAGCGGGGCCUUCGCUGAGCUCCGUCGUCUUGUACCAACCCAUCCACCUGACAAGAAGCUGUCUAAGAAUGAGAUCCUACGAAUGGCUAUCAGGUACAUCGGUCUCCUCUGUGAAGUCCUGGAAUGGCAGAAGAACCACGGCCUCACCAACAAGGAGAACGCCCUCGCCAUCAAAUGCGAGUCCCCCCUCAGCCCGCACGCCCGCCGCCUGCGCCUCAAGCGCCCCUACUUCGAAGACGAAGGCCCCAGGCCCAAGGUCUUCAUCGAGGAAGCUACCAAAUAUGGAAACGAAGAGAAUGAGGAAAGAAGAACACAAAGAACCUUCUGCAUGAAGACUGAGUAUGUCUUCGGAAAGGAGCAUCUUCGCGUGUUGAGGAACCAUUAUUACCCCCCAAGAUGGCGGCAGAAUGUUCCGUUCAGGAAUUUGACGCCGGACAAGAAUGGGAAUAAUUUGCUGAUGAUCGCGCCGCAGAAUGGGAAAGAGGAGAAGUUUAAGGAUGAUGAUGGGAAGGAGGGGAAGUAAGAGGGUAGUUUUGAGGAAAAAAAUACCCGUGAAGUAUUGAGUAGGUAUAUAGCUUUACUGGGGGAGUGUGAAGUACUACUAAAAUUGAUGUCAUCAUUAGGUACAUACGGUUAAUAAUUGUUAAGAGGGUAUUUUUAAUAGCGAUAACAACUUUUGUUUCAAUUUACGACUUUGUAUCAACAUUUUGGAUCUUCUUCAGUAAAAAAGUGUUUCUCUUUAUUGAAAUAGCCGAUAUUCAAUACAUUUAUUAUUAUUUGUUCAAAUAAGAAUAAGAAGUAAGUACUAGUGAUUAUUAAUAAGCAGUUGGAUUUAAAUUUUUUAUUGCUGUGAUCUGUGUUAGGCUUAGAUAAUGAUUAAGUAUUAUAUUAAUAGGUAGUUACUUAAUUUCAAAUUAGUUUGCACUUACUGAUCCUAUCUUACCUAUAAUUUAUUUUGACGAUUUUAUUUUCACAACCAAGAUGUUCCAUCAGACAACAUAUCAUUAUAAUUGUUUAAUUGUAAUUAAGCAUUUUAUACUGUGCUAAAGAGCAAGCGGUGUACUUUCGUAGGAAAAUCACCAUUGCAAACUAAAAGUUUAUUUAGGUUGGUUGCCAACCAAUGGGUUUACUUUUUGUGCAUGUUUACAAUUACAUAAACAUAAUGUUAAUAAAAUGAAUAUCCUAAAUAUCUGA